AGAGCAGAGAUUCUCCAUAAAAUUCGGAACCCUCUUCAUCUAUAUAACCCUGACCAUGUCCUCUUCAUUUGUUCAAUCCUAGGGUCAUCAAUAAAAAUCUUGUCUAAUUUUUUCAAUCUCCACAGCCUUAACCCAACCAAAACAAAACAAAACUAAAUAAUGGGUGGCUGUGCGAGUAAACCCAAGGAAUCAGACAUGAACAACGAAGAAGGCUCUGUUCCUAACAAGCCUGUGUCUGAAACCAUAGUACAGGAGAACAACACGGAAGAAAGCGGUGAGAAACAGAACCAGACAGAGACUGAAACAACUUCUGUCGAACCUAAGGAAGCAUCUGAGGUCGAGCCGAUCAAGGAAACAUCUCCUGCUGUUGAGCCAGAGGUUGCAGCAGCUGUGGAAGAGUCAUCUUCUGCUGGUGAGGCUGCAGCACCUGAGAAGGUGGAGAACGCAGCGGCUGCAACAGAAAAUGCUGAAGCAGCUGUGGAAGCGGUCGUCGCUGCUGAACCAGUAAAGGAUGAGGUUAAAAAGGAAGAGAAAGAAGUUGUUGUCGCUAUUUGAUUGAUUAAAUCUUGUGAAAAUGUUUUGAAUGUUGUUGUUUACCACCUGGAUUUGAUUUGCUACUAACUGGUUUUAUCGAGCUGUUUCUUUGUAUUUCACAAUGGUUAUUCUUUGAUUCAAUUAAAUAAAAAUCAGUUUUGCUUAA
Molecule: messenger RNA, 700 nt
Organism: Raphanus sativus (radish)
Lineage: Eukaryota; Viridiplantae; Streptophyta; Magnoliopsida; Brassicales; Brassicaceae
Exons: 1
Coding region: 160-555 (131 amino acids)
Source: RefSeq, a predicted model, not a curated record